AUGGCCGAUGAAGGAGCCGUCGCCGUCGCCGUCUGCGUGCGGGUUCGGCCGCUCAACAGCAGAGAAGAGGCGCUUGGAAAAGAUACUCAAGUUUACUGGAAAACUGACAAUAAUACAAUUUAUCAAGUUGAUGGGAGUAAAUCCUUCAAUUUUGAUCGUGUCUUUCAUAGUAAUGAAACUACUAAAAAUGUGUAUGAAGAAAUAGCAGUACCAAUCAUAGAUUCUGCCAUACAAGGCUACAAUGGUACUAUAUUUGCCUAUGGGCAGACUGCAUCAGGAAAAACAUAUACUAUGUUGGGGUCACAAGAUUAUUUGGGAGUAAUACCCAGGGCAAUUCAUGACAUUUUCCAAAAAAUUAAGAAGUUUCCUGAUAGGGAAUUUCUUUUACGUGUGUCUUACAUGGAGAUAUACAAUGAAACCAUUACAGACUUACUCUGUGACACUGAGAAAAUGAAGCCUUUAAUAAUUCGGGAAGACUUCAAUAGGAAUGUGUAUGUGGCUGAUCUCACAGAAGAAGUUGUUUAUACAUCAGAAAUGGCUUUGAAGUGGAUCACAAAAGGAGAGAAGAACAGGCAUUAUGGAAUUACAAAAAUGAAUCAAAGAAGUAGUCGUUCUCAUACCAUUUUUAGGAUGAUUUUGGAAAGUAGAGAGAAAGGUGAACCUAAUUUUGAAGGAUCUGUCAAGGUGUCCCAUUUGAAUUUGGUUGAUCUUGCUGGCAGUGAAAGAGCUGCUCAAACAGGUGCUGAAGGUUUGCGACUCAAAGAAGGCUGUAAUAUAAAUCGAAGCUUAUUUAUUUUGGGACAAGUGAUCAAGAAACUUAGUGAUGGACAAGUUGGUGGUUUCAUAAAUUAUCGAGAUAGCAAAUUAACACGAAUUCUCCAGAAUUCCUUGGGAGGAAAUGCAAAAACACGUAUUAUCUGCACAAUUACUCCAGUGUCUUUUGAUGAAACUCUUACUACUCUCCAGUUUGCCAGCACUGCUAAACAUAUGAAGAAUACUCCUUACGUUAACGAGGUAUCAAAUGAUGAAGCUCUCCUGAAAAGAUACAGAAAAGAAAUAAUGGAUCUUAAAAAGCAAUUAGAGGAGGUUUCUUUAGAGACUCGAGCCCAGGCAAUGGAAAAAGACCAAAUGGCACAACUUUUGGAAGAAAAAGAUUUACUUCAAAAAGUGCAGAUUGAGAAAAUUCAAAACUUAACACGGAUGCUGGUGACCUCUUCUUCCCUCACAUCACAACAGGAAUUAAAGGCUAAAAAAAAACGAAGAGUUACUUGGUGCCUUGGCAAAAUUAACAAAAUGAAGGACUCAAACUAUGUAAAUGAAUUCAGUAUGCCAGUGAAUGUAACAACAAAAACACAUAAGGCUGCUGUAACUUUAGGAGAAAUUGAUGAAUCUGUCUGUUCAGAGUCUGAUAUUUUCAGUAACACUCUUGAUACAUUAACUGAGAUAGAGUGGAAUCCAGCAACAAAGCUACUAAGUCAGGAAAACUUAGAAAGUGAAUUGAGUUCACUUCGUGCAAACUAUGAUAAUCUGGUGUUAGACUAUGAACAACUAAGAAGAGAAAAUGAAGAAAUGGAAUUGAAAUUAAAAGAAAAGAAUGAUUUGGAUGAAUUUGAGGCUCUAGAAAGAAAAGCAGAGAAAGAUCAAGAGGAUGUACUAAGUUCAAAAGUAGAGCUGCUUAGAGAAAAGGAAGACCAGAUUAAGAAGCUACAGAAAUACAUAGACUCUCAGAAGUCAGAAAGUAUGGAAAUGGACUUGCCAUACUCAUCGGAAAACACUGAAGACUUAAAACAAAUGAAACAGACUCUGCUUGAUGCUGAAACUGUAGCUCUUGAUGCCAAGAGAGAAUCAGCCUUUCUCAGAAGUGAAAAUCUAAAGGUGAAAGAAAAAAUGAAAGAACUUGCAAGUACAUGCAAGCAAAUGGAAAAUGAUAUUGAGUUAUAUCAAAGCCAGUUGGAGGCGAAAAAGAAAAUGCAAGUUGAUCUGGAGAAAGAAUUACAAUCUUCUUUUAAUGAAAUAACAAAACUCACCUCCCUUAUAGAUGGCAAAGUUCCAAAAGAUUUACUGUCUAACAUGGAAUUGGAAAGGAAAAUUACCCAUCUCCAGAAAGCACUGAAUAAGGAAGUCGAAGAAAAUGAAGCUUUGCACAAAGAAGUUAAUUUGCUCUCAGAACUGAAAUCUUUACCUUCAGAAGUAGAAAUGCUAAGGAAGGAGAUACAUGAUAAAUCUGAAGAGCUCUGUAUAAUAACAUCGGAAAAAGAUAAAUUGUUUUCUGAAGUAGCUCAUAAGGAAAGUAGAAUUCAAGAUUUACUUGAAGAAAUUGGGAAAACUAAAAAUGACCUAGCAACUUCCCAGUUGAAUUAUGAAAGCACUGAUCAAGAAUUCCAAGAUGUUAAAAAUCAUCAUAUUGAAUUUGAGCAAAAGUAUAAGAUGGUCCUUGAAGAGAAUGCAAAAUUGAAACAGGAAAUAGGAAAUCUCUCUAAAGAAGCUCAAGAACUUGGUUUAAAUUUGGAUGCUUUGAAGACAGAGCUCUCUCACAAAACCCAAGAACUUCAGCAGAAAACAACUGAGAAUCAAAAAAGGUUAAAAGAAGUGGAAGAACUGAAGGAACAAUUAGAAAGUAGAGAUUCUAGGCUUCACACUGUAGAAAAGGAGAAAACACUGCUUACCGAGAAACUUCAACAAACCUUAGUAGAAGUAAAAACCUUAACCCAAGAAAAGGAUGAUCAAAAACAACUCCAAGAGAGCCUGCAAAUUGAGAGGGACCAACUCAAAAGUGACAUUCAGGAUACUAUAAACAUGAAUAUAGACACCCAGGAACAACUACGAAAUGCUCUUGAGUCUUUGAAACAACACCAAGAAACGAUUAACACACUAAAAAUGAAAAUUUCUGAGGAAACUUCCAAGAAUUUGCAUAUAGAGGACAACUUAGGAGAAACUGAGGAUGAAUUUCAGGAGAAGAUGGUUGGCAUAGAUAAAAAACAAAAUUUGGAAGCCAAAAAAACCCAAGCACUGAUUGCAGAUGUUGAGGAUAAUGAGCUAAUUGAGCAACAGAGAAAGAUAUCUUCUUUAAUACAGGAGAAAAAUGAACUGCAACAAAUGUUAGAGAGUAUUACAGCAGAAAAGGAACAACUGAAGACUGACCUAAGGGAAAGCAUUGAAAUGACCAUUGAAAACCAGGAAGAAUUAAGAAUUCUUGGAAAUGAACUUAAAAAGCAACAAGAGAUAGUUGCACAAGAAAAGAGCCAUACCAUGAAGAAAGAAGAAGAGCUUUCUAGGACCUGUGAAAAACUGGCAGAAGUUGAAGAAAAGCUGAAGGAAAAGAGCCAACAACUCCAAGAAAAACAGCAACAACUUUUUAGUGUACAAGAAGAGAUGACCGAGAUUCAGAAAAAGAUGAAUGAAAUGGAAAAUUUAAAGAAUGAACUAAAGAACCAAGAAUUAACAUUGGAACGUAUAAAAAUUGAGAGGCUAGAGUUGGUUCAGAAACUUCAUGAAAAUUCUGAGGAAAUGAAAUUCAUAACCAAAGAAAGAAAUGAUCUAAAGGAAUUACAGGAGUCAUUUGAAAUAGAGAGAAAUAAGCUUAAAGGACACAUAAGAGAAAUUGAAGCUACAGGUCUAGAAACAAAGGAAGAACUAAAAGUGGCCCACAUGCUUCUAAAAGAGCACCAAGAAACUGUUGAAGAACUAAGAAGAAACAUUUGUGAGAAGACAGCUCAAAUAAUAAAUAUUCAGAAGAACUUAGAGAAAUCCAAUACUGAAUUGCAAGAAAAGGUCCCAGUGCUUCAUGAGGAACAGGAGCUACUUGCUAAUGUGAAAGAAGUCAGUGAUAUUCAGGAAACAAUGGAUGAACCAGAGCUAUUGAAAGAACAAUCCAAAACCAAGGAUUCAAAAAUACUGGCAAGUGCAGAAAUGGAAAGUCUCAGGUUGACUGAAAAACUUCAAGAAAGUCACGAAGAAAUAAAAUCUCUCACUAAGGAAAGAGACGAUCUUAAAAUGACAAAAGAAGCACUUCAGGUUGAAUGUGACCAACUGAAAGAAGAAAUUAGAGAAACUUUGACUAAAAUUCAAGCAUCUCAAGAGGAACAGUCCUUCCAUAUGAAAGAAAAAGACAAUGAGACUAAGAAAAUAAUGAGUGAGAUGGAGCAAUUGAAGGAGCAAUUCAAAGUCAAAGACUCAGCACUACUAAGACUAGAAAUGGAAAAGCUUGUGUGGUCUGAGAGACUUCAAGAAAGUCAUGAUGAAGUGAAAUCUAUAGCUAAGGAGAGAGAUGACCUACAGAGGCUACAAGAAGUUCUUCAAUCUGAAAGGAACCAACUCCAAGAAAACAUAAGAGAAAUGGCAGCUAAACACCUAGAAACCAAAGAGGAACUUGAAGUUGCUCAUUGUCGCCUAAAAGAACAGGAGGAAACUAUUGGUAAAUUGAGAGUGGAUCUUUCAGAGAGGGAAACUGAAAUAUCAAGCAUUCAACAGGAAUUAGAAACAACAAAUGAUGAAUUACAGAAAAAGACCCAAGAGCUUCAUGAGAAACAGAAACAAUUGAUUACCAUAAAAGAAAGCAGUGAAGCUCAGGAAAAAAUGAGUGAACUGGAACAGUUAAAGGAACAUCUCAAAGCCAGAGAUUCAUCACUACAAAGAAUAGAAGGCGAGAGGCUCAAGUUGACUGAGAAACUUCAGGCAAGUCAAGAAGAAAUAAAAACCAUAAUUAAGGAAAGAGAUGAUCUGGAAAGGGUGCAGGAAGUCCUUCAAAAGGAAAGAGACCAACUCAAAGAAAACAUUAAAGAAAUUGUAGCUGAAAUUCAAGAACUUCAAGAAGAAGAACAUCAACUUCUUAAGAUGAAAGAUGUCAGUGAGACUCAGGAAAAAAUAUGUGAAAUGGGAAACUUGAAGAAGCAACUUGAGGCCCAAAAGUCAACCCUGGAAAAUACAGAAUUGGAGAACAUAAGGUUAACUCAGAGACUCCAUGAAAAUCUUGAAGAAGUAAGAUCUGUUACAAAAGAAAGAGAUGACCUUAGGAGUGUGGAGGAGACUCUCAAAGUAGAGAUAGACCAGCUCAAGGAAAACCUAAGCGAAACCACAAUUAGAGACUUGGAAAAACAAGAGGAACUAAGAAUUGCCCAAAUGAAUCUGAAAGAGCACCAAGAAACCAUCGAUAAACUCAGAGGAAUUGUUUCAGAGAAGACAGAUGAAAUAUCAAAUAUUCAAAAGGCUUUAGAAAACACAAAUACUGCCUUAAAAGCACAGGACCUUGGAAAACAAGAGGAACUAAGAAUUGCUCACGUGCGUCUGAAAGAUCACCAGGAAAUUAUUGAUAAACUCAGAAGGAUUGUUUGUGAGAAGACAGAAGAAAUAUCAAAUAUGCAAAUGGAUUUAGAAAAUUCAAAUGCUAAAUUACAAGAAAAGGUCCAAGAACUUAAAGCAAAUGAACAUCAACUUUUUAAGUUAAAAGAAGAGGUUAGUGAGACACAGAAAAAAAUAUGUGGCCUAGAGCGACUGAAGAAAGAAUUCAAGGCCCAAAGUUUAACUCUGGAUAAAAUAGAAAUGGAGAACUUAAAUUUGGCUCAGAAACUUCAUGAAAACCUUGAAGAAAUGAAAUCUGUAAUGAAAGAAAGAGAUAACCUAAGGAGAGUAGAAGAGACUCUGAAACUGGAGAGAGACCUACUCAAGGCAGACCUGCAAGAAGCCAUAGCUAGAGAUCUGGAAACACAAGAGCAACUAAAAAUUGCCCAUAUGCAUUUGAAAGAACACCAAGAAACUAUUGAUAAAUUUAGAGAGAAAGUUUCAGAAAAGACACCUCAGAUUUCAAAUAUUCAGAAGGAUUUAAAUAAAUCAAAAGACGAAUUACUGAGAAAGCAGAAUCAACAGAACCACGGAGAGGUAGUAAAAUAUGAAAAAAAAUUACUUUGUGAUGGAAACCAACACCUUAUAGAAAGCCUGAGAGAAAAGUGCUUCAGGAUAAAAGAGCUUCUUAAGAGAUACUCAGAGAUGGAUAAUCAUUAUGAGUGCUUAAAUAGAUUGUCUCUUGACUUGAAGAAGGAAAUCGAAACACAAAAAGAGCUUUCAAUUAGAGUAAAAGCAAACCUCACACUUCCAUGUCCACAAAGCAAGCAAAUUCAAAAACUUCUCACUGCAAACCAAAGAUGUUCCAUGGAAUUUCAUAGAGUCAUGAAGAAACUUCAGUAUGUGUUAAGCCAUGUUACAAAGAUAAAGGAAGAACAACAUGAAUCCAUCAAUAAACUUGAAGUGGCUUUUAUUGAUGAAGUGGAAAAGCAAAAUGAACUGCUAAUUAAAAUACAGCACCUUCAACAAGAUUAUGAUGUACCGCCCAGAGAAUCAAGGGACCUCAAAUUGAGCCAGAGUAUGGAUCUGCAUAUUGAGGAAAUUCUCAAGGAUUUUUCAGAAAGUGAUUGCCAUAGCAUAGAGACUGAAUUUCAGCAAGUACUAAGUAAUAGAAAAGAAAUGACCCGGUUUUUGGAAGAGUGGUUGAAUGCUCAUUUUGAUAUAGAAAAGCUUAAAAAUGGCAUCCAGAAAGAAACUGAUAGUAUUUUUCAAGUGAAUAACUUCUAUAAUAACAAAAUAAUUGCUAUAAUGAAUGAAUCAACAGAAUUCGAAGAAAGAAAUGCCACCAUAGCCAAAGAAUGGGAACAUGAUCUGAAAUCAAUGAAAGAGAACAAUGAAAAACUGUUUAAAAACUACCAAACUUUGAAGAUCUCCCUGACCUCUGGUGCCCUUGUUAAUCCUACUACACAAGACAAUAAGAAUCUUCAUGUUACAUCAAGAACUACACAACAAGCCACAGAGAAAACUCAAGAGCUGGAAACGUCACUCCAUGAAGCCAAAGAAAGCGCUAUGCAUGAGGAAGGCAAGAUUAUAAAGAUGCAGAAAGAACUUGAGAUGGCUAAUGACAUAAUAGCAAAACUUCAAGGGCAAGUUAAUGAAUCAAAUGAUUGCCUUGAAAAAACAAAAGAAAUGAUCCAAAUACUUCAGGACAAAGUUGCUUUAGGAGCUAAGCCCUAUAAAGAAGAAAUUGAGGAGCUCAAAACGAAGCUGGUGAAAAUAGACCUAGAGAAGAUGAAAAACGCCAAGGAUUUUGAAAAGGAAAUCGCUUCGACAAAAGCCACCGUGGAAUAUCAAAAAGAAGUUAUAAGGCUAUUGAGAGAAAAUCUUAGAAGAAAUCAACAGGCCCAAGAUACCUCAAUGGUAUCAGAACAUGCUGAUCCUCAGCCUUCAAAUAAACCCUUCACCUGUGGGGGUGGCAGUGGCAUUGUACAAAGCACGAAAGCUCUUAUCCUGAAGAGUGAGUAUAUACGGCUGGAAAAGGAAGUUUCCAAGUUAAAGCAGCAAAAUGAACAGCUAAUAAAGCAAAAGAAUGAGCUGUUAAGCAAUAAUCAGCAUCUUUACAAUGAGGUCAAAACGUGGAAGGAGAGAACCCUUAAAAGAGAGGCUCACAAAGAAGUAACUUGUGAGAAUUCUCCAAAAUCUCCUAAAGUGACUGGAACAGCCUCUAAAAAGAGACAACAUAUGUCAUCUCAGUGCAAGGAAAGGAAUUUACAAGAUCCUGUGCCAAAGGAGUCGCCAAAGUCUUGGUUUUUUGAUAGCCGAUCAAAGUCUUUGCCAGUACCUUCUCCGGUUCACUAUUUUGAUAACUCAAGUUUAGGCCUUUGCCCAGUAGAACAAAUUGCUGGAGCAGAGACUGUGGAUCCCCAGCCAGGUCCUUGGCAUGCCUCCUCUGGAAAAGAUGUGCCCGAGUGCAAGACUCAGUAG
Messenger RNA from Globicephala melas (long-finned pilot whale), 7761 nucleotides. It is a transcript of the gene CENPE, whose product is annotated as centromere protein E. The record is from RefSeq and is a predicted model, not a curated record. Lineage: Eukaryota; Metazoa; Chordata; Mammalia; Artiodactyla; Delphinidae. Gene Ontology annotation, biological process: microtubule-based movement. Gene Ontology annotation, molecular function: ATP binding; microtubule motor activity; microtubule binding.